AUGACAGGAUCGUUAGAUUCCUCUGUUCCGGCGGAUUCCACGGAGAACACCGGCAGCAGCGAUAAAAUAGUCGUGACUCCCAUAGUAGCUGAGGGGAUCAUUCGUCUGGACGCGGACGAAGCUUCUCGGAAGGCGGCCUUUCCGUCUCUCUCAUUCGCAGACCCGCCGGCCAGGGAGCAGCGACUAGGAAGCGGUGGUUCGGGAAACGAGGCGCUCUCAAUCGAGGAUGUGCUUGCAGGGGUUGCUGUUUCUGUAGAAUUCAGCUCGCGAAACGACCAGCAAGUGGUUACCAUCCAGCUACCGGAGGGGUCAUCUUUCUAUGGAACAGGGGAGGUCGGAGGGCCUCUUGAGAGGAGCAAGAAACGGAUCUUCACGUGGAACACGGACUGCUGGGGCUUCAACGGCAGCACCCCUUCGCUCUACAUGUCCCACCCCUGGGUCUUCUCCCUGCUGCCUGACGGCCGCUGCCUCGGCUUUUUAGCCGACACCACCCGGCGCUGCGAGGUGGAUCUAAGAGCCGCACCCACCCUCUGCUUCACCGCAUCAGCUCCCUUCCCGCUCAUCCUCUUCGGCCCCACCGCCUCUCCCUCGCACCUCCUGCAACUCCUCGCCAAGGCCAUUGGGCCCCUCCCUCUCCCUGCGCGUUGGGUGUUGGGCUACCAGCAGUGCCGCUUCAGCUAUGAGUCUGCUGCCAGGGUGGAAGAGGUGGCGAAGACUUUCCGAGAAAAGAAGAUCCCGUGUGAUGUCAUGUGGAUGGACAUAGACUACAUGGACGGCUACAAGAGCUUCACAUUUGACCCGCUCACCUACCCCGACCCGCCUGGGCUUGCACGAUUUCUGAACAAGGCGGGUUUUAAGGCCAUCUGGAUGCUGGACCCGGGGAUCAAGGAGGAGCAGGGGUACGGUCCGGUGGAGACCGGUGACGCGGCUGAUGUGUGGAUUCUCAACGCACAGGGCAAGCCGUUCGUGGGCGACGUGUGGCCGGGUCCCUGCAAGUUCCCCGACUACACGAUGCAGCGAGCCAGGGAGUGGUGGCGCGACAUGGUGGCUGGGUUUGCAAAGGGGGGGGUGGAUGGGAUCUGGAACGACAUGAAUGAACCCACUGUGUUCCGGGCUGUGAAUAAGACGAUGCCAGACGACAACAUUCACAGAGGGGACGACGACAUGGGCGGUACUCAGAACCACCUGCACUACCAUAAUGUUUACGGCAUGCUCAUGGCUCGAGCAACCAGCGAGGGCUUAGAAAAGGCCCUCCCGGACAAGCGCCCGUUUGUGCUGACCCGGGCGGGGUUCAUUGGCAGCCAGCGCUAUGCUGCCUCGUGGACGGGCGACAACCUGGCCACCUGGGAGUAUCUGCACAUGAGCGUACCCAUGGCUCUCAACAUGGCCCCCCAUUGCCCGUUUCCCACGUUCACCCCCCUCUUCUGCCCCCCCAUGCUCCCUGGAUCCUUCCCUCGCACGCCGCCCCGUCCCCUCCACCCUCCACCCUCCCUUCCGUAUCGCACGCACACACCCCAGGCUCUGAGCGGCCAGCCUCUGAACGGGCCUGACAUCGGCGGGUUCGCCUUGAACGCCACACCGCAGCUGUUCGCUCGGUGGAUGGGCAUCAGCUCUGAGCGGCCAGAUAUUGGCGGGUUUGCCUUGAACGCCACUCCUCGGUUGUUCGCUCGGUGGAUGGGCAUUGGGGCUCUGCUGCCCUUCUCCCGUGGGCACUCGGAGAAAGGGACGAAAGAUGCCGAACCAUGGGUGUUUGGAGAAGCGUGUGAGGGGGUGUGUCGGAAGGCCAUAGAGCGUCGCUACCGCCUGCUGCCACACCUCUACACACUCUUCUAUCAUCAUGACAACACCGGCAGCCCUGUCAUCUCACCCCUCGCUUUCACGGACCCCUCCAACCCAGCACUGCGAGCAGUGGAAGAUCAAUUCCUGCUGGGCCCUCUGCUCGUCAUGACAUUCACAGAGUGCAGCAAGUUCGCCGAUCCGUCAGCAGCCAAUCAGAGGCUGCCACCUGGCACGUGGAGGCGCUUCCACUUCCACGAUUCUGACCGGGACCUCCCGCUUCUCUUCCUGCAAGGAGGCGCUAUAUUGCCCACGGGGCCUGUCGCACAGAAUACUCAAGAGAUUCAUAGGGAAGACCCGGUCACACUCCUAAUCAGCCUCGACGAAUCAGGUCGCAGCGAGGGCCAGUUUUUCGAGGACGAGGGGGAUGGGUUCGGGUACAGGGUAGGCGAGUAUCUUCUGACCACUUACGUGGCGACACGUGGCACGGGAGAGGGCGGGCUGCCAGUGGUGGAAGUCAAGGUGGCAAAGGAGGAAGGUUCUUGGAAGCGGCCUCGUCGGAAGCUGGUGGCACGCAUGCUCCUGGGAGAUGGUGCCUAUGUGCAAGCUGAGGGGUGGGAUGGCGAUGCGAUCUCUGUCCCUCUGCCCACUGCUGCUGAGGCAGACAGACUGGUGGCUGCAGCAGUGGAGGAAGAGAAGGCACUUAUGGAAGCGGCUCCUGUACUGCCAGACGGGGCGAAGGAGGAUGGGGAGGAGGGAGGAGGGGAGGCGCUGGCAGCAACGAACAUGGCAGCUGGCGACCUGCAGUGCCACGUGGUGCUCAAACACGGAGGGAGACUUGACUCGCUCUUCCACUACCCCUCAGGCCAGGAGCUUCUGGAGUCUCGUUUCGAGGAGGGUGGGUAUGAGGAGUAUUCAGAGAGCGAGUACCGAUCGCCAGGCUGUCAGGAGCAGUACCAUGUGGUGUGUGAGCAGAGGGACCACAGCACGGGGGGCAGUCACCGCAUGAUCGUUCAGGGAGACAUUGGCAGUGGACUCAUCAUGCGUCGCUGCUUCUCCCUCGGCCAACCCAUCCCCACCCCCUGGGCUGCUGCCACCACCACUGCUGCUGCCGAUGCCAAGUCCCUGACCCUGGGUCAGGAGCAGCAAGUCUCUCUGAGUGACGGGCCCACAUCCAUGGAUGGACCAGCAUCCGCCAACGAAACAGUCGGAGCAGCUCCAGCCGAUGCAGUUGAUCCAGUUGAUGCAGCCACGUCAGCACUCCCAUCCACGCCCAAUCAGCUCCACGUGACGUCAGCGAUCAUAGCUGCUGCUAUUGGCGCUGGCUCUGGCGGGUUUUCACGCCCCGCCUGUCUGAGGGUCCACCCCUCAUUCCGAGUCGUCCACUCCUUCUCCUCCGCAGCUCCCCACGUGUGCUUCACAUCCAUCAAAGGCACCGAGGAGGUGGUCAAGCCAGACGUGCAGGAGCUCUGGCUGAGAGGCGACGACAGACCCAACGGAAAAUGGUCUCUGGUGGAUCCGGGCACAGGCCGCACCGUGGUCAACCGAUUCAACCCGAGUCAAGUGCAGGCGUGCUUCGUCUACUGGGGCAGUGGUUUCUGCAACCUGGAGCUGGUUUCAGAGGAGAGACCAGUGUCGGUUGAAACGCCUCUCAGGAUCGAUCACUCGUACAGCAUUGAGACAGUGGCGGAGUGA
Messenger RNA from Closterium sp. Naga37s-1, 3471 nucleotides. The record is from the annotation of a GenBank genome assembly. NCBI's taxonomy places the organism in Eukaryota, Viridiplantae, Streptophyta, Zygnematophyceae, Desmidiales, Closteriaceae.